CUUGAGUAACUGCCCUCCUUUAUCGAAAACUGGUUGCUGGAGUCCAGUGUCGCCAUAUUGUCAUCCCGAAGCUCUGAGAGGUCCUGAGGAGAGAGCCUUUGCAUCCACCUGAAGAUGUCUGGCCCGGUCACCAGCCGAUCCCGGGUUUACCCCGAUGUGAACACACAAAGACCCCGGGAGUACUGGGACUACGAGUCACACGUUGUAGAGUGGGGGAAUCAAGAUGACUACCAGCUGGUGCGAAAGCUCGGCCGGGGCAAAUACAGCGAAGUGUUUGAAGCUAUCAACAUCACAAACAACGAGAAAGUAGUCGUCAAAAUACUCAAGCCAGUAAAAAAGAAGAAAAUCAAGCGAGAAAUCAAGAUUCUAGAAAACCUGCGAGGCGGCCCCAACAUCAUCUCACUUCUAGACAUCGUCAAGGAUCCAGUGGUCAGUUUCAUCAACCUACCAAUAAUACAUGCCAUCAUGCUGCUCGGUACAUAUCAUAUGACAUUUUGGCUACCACUCUCGCUGAAAAUCCAGAUGAAUCUGUCUCGGACUCCAGCUCUGGUCUUUGAACACGUCAACAACACAGACUUCAAGCAAUUGUAUCAAACGCUAUCCGACUACGACAUACGGUUCUACAUGUAUGAGAUCUUGAAGGCUCUGGACUACUGUCACAGUAUGGGAAUCAUGCACAGAGACGUCAAGCCACACAACGUCAUGAUCGACCACGAACACAGAAAGCUUCGCCUUAUAGACUGGGGUUUGGCAGAGUUCUACCACCCUGCUCAGGAGUACAACGUACGAGUGGCUUCCCGGUACUUCAAGGGUCCAGAGCUGCUGGUCGACUACCAGAUGUACGACUACAGUUUAGACAUGUGGAGCUUGGGCUGCAUGCUGGCCAGUAUGAUCUUCAGGAAGGAGCCUUUCUUCCAUGGACACGACAACUACGACCAGCUUGUACGGAUCGCAAAAGUCCUGGGCACAGAAGACCUGUAUGACUACAUUGACAAAUACAACAUCGAGCUAGACCCAAGGUUCAAUGACAUUCUGGGCAGGCAUUCCCGUAAGCGGUGGGAGAGGUUUGUCCACAGUGAGAACCAGCACCUGGUCAGCACUGAGGCACUGGACUUCCUGGACAAGCUGCUGCGUUACGACCACCACGCCCGCCUCACCGCCCGGGAGGCCAUGGAACACCCCUACUUCUACCCCAUUGUGAAAGACCAGGCGAGGAUGGGCUCUAUAUCAGGGCUGUCGACUGGUUCCACCCCAGUCAGCUCCUCCAGUAUGAUGACAGGCAUCACUUCCAUGUCCUCGUCGCAGCCCCUGGCUAACGUGGCGGGCUCUCCUGUGAUCUCUUCCCCCAGUGCUCUGGUCACGCAGGUCCCAGCUGCCGGGGCCCAGCCCUGAACGGUGCUCUCAGCCUGGGGCCCGGGACGGACCCGCUGCCCUUGUCUGGGACGGCCUACCAAGCCCUCAGAAGGUCCAGGCAACAAUCAUUUUUAUGUUGAGUAUAACAAAGAGAGAGAAAAAAAAAAGAUUAGGUUCCCCUUUUUUCUUUUUCCAUACAAUAAUUAUAUAUUGAGAUCCGGGCGCACAACGAGAGACAGAAAAAAGAAGAUAAAACAAACAUUACUUGCGUCUGUGUCCGGAUAAAAACAGUAGCUGCGUUCUUUCAUAAUGAGUGUCUAGAAAUGCAACUACAAUGUAGAAAUGAAGCAAAAUGGAUAAUAAAAUGUAUUUUAUAUGUCCCUAAAGUACUUUUGUUUGAGGUGGUUUUCUAUGGGCCAGAGGUUAUCAUUUUCUAAUCAACCGUUAGUGGUCACAUGAAAUGACUCAUGGGCUGCAUGUAACACUUUUUGUUUGUUAAAUACAUUUCUUCUGUUGGUCAUAUAGUUUCAACAUUGAAUUUCUCUCUAUAGAACGACACCCCCCGGUAGUUAUUUUCAAUGUUAUGUAAUGUUUUUAUCACGAGGCAUUUUCACAAUGAUUAUGCUUGUUAUUUAGUUGUGGCUAUUCAAGGCUCAUUGAACAACCAUUUUGUACAAGAGUUAAGGCGACAUAUGACAUUGUGUUUAUAAAAUGUAUUCAAUAAG
Molecule: messenger RNA, 2078 nt
Organism: Salvelinus namaycush (lake trout)
Lineage: Eukaryota; Metazoa; Chordata; Actinopteri; Salmoniformes; Salmonidae
Product: casein kinase II subunit alpha-like
Exons: 13
Coding region: 115-1392 (425 amino acids)
Biological process (GO): protein phosphorylation
Cellular component (GO): protein kinase CK2 complex; nucleus; cytosol
Molecular function (GO): protein serine/threonine kinase activity; ATP binding
Source: RefSeq, a predicted model, not a curated record